GUCGUGUAGGUGGUGUUGGAAAAAACGUCGCACUCGAAGCGAAUUUAACAUUAUUGUUUUAUCAUCAGUUUAUUGCAUGCAAUUAGAGUUAUUUUGGUGUUGCUAUUUACCGAAGAAACGAUCGUAUUCAGAUGCCGAUGCUCACCCAUCGAUCCAGUCCCACCGACUUGGAGUGCUAUCAAGACGGCGACAACACCGAUUUAAGCGCAUCGUCGUCGCCCACCAUCCUGAAAAUCUGCCCCAACCACGAGCCGGACUCGCUCUCCGACGAUGACGACUUCUCCGACGAAUUCUCCAUCAUCGACAGCGACGACGACAAGAAAACCGAAGGCAGACACCAACACUCCCAAAUAAUCCAGCUCUCUUUGGAGGUGCCCAACACCAAGGGCGUGGUCAAGAAGAUGUUCACCAACAGCAGGGAACGGUGGCGCCAGCAGAACGUCAGCGGCGCCUUCGCCGAGCUCAGGAAACUCGUGCCCACCCAUCCGCCCGACAAGAAACUCUCCAAGAACGAAAUCCUCCGGAUGGCCAUCCGGUACAUCAGGCUGCUGACGAACGUGCUGGAGUGGCAGCGCAGCCACGCCGACGUCGUCCGCAUCUGCGUGAAGCACGAGGACCUGCUGGCGCGCGCCGGGAUCGUCCAGGGGGCGCAGGCGAUGCGGACGCGCGCCCGGCUGCGCCGAGCCAACGCCGGCCACCGCCAGCUGGCCAUCUGCGACCGGAACGGCAACAAUCUGCUGAUGAUAGCGCCCAACAACCACCUGCCGCACCGGCGGUGCCUCGGCAGGGUGAAGAUCGAAUGCAGGGAGAGAGACGACGACGACGCCAAGGAGAAUAAAAUUAGAGAGGAGAACGUUUAGUUGUUUGGUUGACAAAGGAUGAUGUUUGAUGAUCGGGUUGAAAUUGGUGCAAUUUCGGUUGGGGAUGAAUUAUUUCGUGUUUGCUUUAGUUUAUGUAUAAUGGGAGUUAGUUUUUUUUAAUUAUACUUCAUUAUUUAAGUAAGGUGAAUUUUAUUAUUAAAUGUAGUUAAUUAAGCCCUCAAAGGGGAUAGAAAAUUGAUAUAAUGUAGGGUGAAUGAUUGAAGUUUUGGGUAAAAUAUGCCUAGAAC
Phyllotreta striolata is the source of this 1108-nucleotide messenger RNA. The record is from the annotation of a GenBank genome assembly. NCBI's taxonomy places the organism in Eukaryota, Metazoa, Arthropoda, Insecta, Coleoptera, Chrysomelidae.